AUGACUAAAAUAUUUGAUCAAAAAGUAAUUAUAGAUGGUGCAUUGGGUACUGAAUUAGAGAAAUUAAUAGACCCCACAGCCUCAUAUUUACCAAGUAAAAGCCCAUUAUGGUCAGGUCAAGUAUUAAUAGAUGCACCACAAUUAAUUGAAAAAGUUCAUCAAAAUUAUAUAGAGUCGGGUGCAAAUUUAUUAAUAACGUCAACAUAUCAACUUUCUUACGGUAGUUUAAAGAAACAUACUAAAUUAAAUGAUAAAGAAAUUACAGAAUUAUGGCAAAAUUCAAUAAAUGUUGCUGAAGAAGCUAAAUCAAAAGCAAAAAAGCAUAGUGAUUUAGAUAAAAUAUUUAUUGCUGGUUCAAUGGGUCCUUAUGCAGCUUAUUUGGCUAAUGGUUCAGAAUAUACUGGUGAUUAUGGUGAAGUAAAAGAUGAAGAAUUACGUAAUUUUCAUGAACCAAUGAUUGAUUUUUUUUAUAAUAAUGAUAAAGUUGAUUUAAUAUUAUUUGAAACAAUUCCUAAUUUUCAAGAAUUAAGAGUUGUAAAUGAAAUUAUGCAAAAGUAUCCUAAUAAAGAUUAUGUAUUAAGUAUAACUUGUCAAACAAACGAUAAAUUAACAGAUGGGACUCCAUUAUCAAAAAUAAAAGAAUAUCUUGAUAAUAAUUAUAAAUCAAAAAUAUUAGGUAUAAAUUGUGUUGAUUAUAUUCUAGUAGAUAAAAUCAUAUCACAUUUUCCAGCUUAUAAAUUUUAUAUAUAUCCAAAUUUAGGAUUUGAAUAUGAUUCAAAAAUACAUCAAUUUAAACCCAAAGAUCAUGGAAGUGAUAUAACAUGGGAAAAAUUCAUAAAAAAUUUACAUAAAAAUAAUAAUGUUAUUGGAAUUGGUGGAUGUUGUAAUACUGGACCUGAAGAAAUAAACCAGAUUUAUGAAAUAUAUCAUUCUUAA
This is a messenger RNA of Lodderomyces jiufengensis, 936 nucleotides long. RefSeq names its product S-adenosylmethionine-homocysteine S-methyltransferase (gene SAM4). Gene Ontology annotation, biological process: S-methylmethionine cycle. The transcript has a single exon. Gene Ontology annotation, molecular function: S-adenosylmethionine-homocysteine S-methyltransferase activity. The coding region runs from base 1 to 936 and encodes 311 amino acids. Lineage: Eukaryota; Fungi; Ascomycota; Pichiomycetes; Serinales; Debaryomycetaceae. The record is from RefSeq and is a predicted model, not a curated record.